Penicilliopsis zonata CBS 506.65 is the source of this 1386-nucleotide messenger RNA. RefSeq lists its product as hypothetical. The transcript has 3 exons. The record is from RefSeq and is a predicted model, not a curated record. Bases 1 to 1386 code for a protein of 461 amino acids. NCBI's taxonomy places the organism in Eukaryota, Fungi, Ascomycota, Eurotiomycetes, Eurotiales, Aspergillaceae.
AUGAUAUUACAGUGUUCUGUCUGUUACCUACCCUUCAUUCACAACAGCUCUCCUCCAAGGAAGAAAAAACACCAUGCGGACCAUGCCGCCUUACACGACGAGCUCCCUCCACACUACUUCUUUUCGCCCGACCACGAUGCCCUCUCCGAUGACCUCACCCAGCUUAGCAUCUUUCUUACAGGCCCACAGGGCACACCCUACGCGCAGGGCCUGUGGCGGCUUCACCUGAAGAUGCCGGAGGAUUACCCGAAAAGCCCGCCCAAGGCCGCCUUCCGAACCCGCAUAUGGCAUCCGAACGUCGAGGAGUUGACAGGCGCGGUCUGCGUCGAUACCCUGAAGCGAGACUGGACGUCUAGCUUGACCCUCCGAGAUGUGUUGAUCACAAUCUCCUGUCUUCUCAUCCAUCCUAACCCCGAUUCGGCUCUCAACUCGACAGCCGGCGCAAUGCUCCAGGAGGACUACGACGCAUUCGCCCGUCAAGCUAAGCUCAUGACAUCGAUCCACGCUCCGAUCCCGCCAGCCAUGAAAGACGCCACCCUCGAAGCCAAGCUCAGAGGCGAGGAUGCCGGCACUGUCCUCCACGAGCAAAGGGAAGAAUGCCACCCGAUCCGAACUCGCACAGGGACCCGUGUCCACUCGUUAACGAUGAAGAAGAAGCCGUCGUCGUCGUCGUCGUCGUCUUCUCGCAGCGGCGUUGUCCAAGAACCGGACAACCUCACCGAUGAACCCGAUGACCUGGCCGUUGCGUCCAAGGAGAACGAUCCCUCCUUAUCGCCCACCCCGGUCAGACUGGCACCACCAAGCCCUAGGAAGAACGCCCACGGGAAACGCCCGCUCUCUGUGCUCAGUAUCCCCCUCGACUCCGUCCCUACCUCGCCGGAAGGAGAUGAAGAUACCAUGACGGCUUCGGAGAAGAACAUCGCUGCCAAUGACCUACCCCCCUUCUCGUCUUCAACAGAGCGCGACUACUCGCCUCAACGCAAAUCGCCGAAGCUCUCCAUGCUGAACACAAGUGUCAACACCUCUCAUUCUUCCAUCACUAUCACUAAUUCCACGUCAUCCUCAUCCUCAUCUUCAUCCUCAGGCCAGAUCUGGCACGAUCUCCACAUCUACGAGGACUGCACCGAUACAUCCACUGACCCCCGCCGCCAAAGCAGCGGCGAGGGCAAGGAAAACCACAACACAAAGGAAUCUCCUUCCUCACAAUUACCCCCGAUCAAUCACAGCCCGGACGCCCCUAACCAAAUCCACCCUCCCACCUUGCCCGCCCCGUCAUCGCUCUCCGCACCCUCCUCCGCCUUGAUGGUCCCCAAAUCCGUCCCCACGGGUUCCCGUAAGGUCUCGUCUUCCAAGACAAAGCCUCGCAUCGGUCUACGCCGACUUUAG